Hevea brasiliensis (rubber tree) is the source of this 891-nucleotide messenger RNA. RefSeq lists its product as uncharacterized. Gene Ontology annotation, molecular function: zinc ion binding. The coding region runs from base 88 to 708 and encodes 206 amino acids. Lineage: Eukaryota; Viridiplantae; Streptophyta; Magnoliopsida; Malpighiales; Euphorbiaceae. The transcript has 3 exons. The record is from RefSeq and is a predicted model, not a curated record.
UAAUGUCUUGGUGGGGCCAUUGACCCCCCUCUCAAAGUCCCUUCUCAGCGAAGUUGCACGAGGAUAAUUGAUAUAUGCACACUCUCAAUGCUUAUGCUCUUUUUCUCUGUCUUCCUCUUUGUGCUUGGGGCUAUCAUAUUUUUCCAUUCUGUUCUAAAAUCCCGGAAUCGCUUUUACAUUAUGAGUACCUCUGAAAAUUCUGACAUGAGCUUCUUUGAAGCUGUCGAUUCUGAGUCAAGUCACUCUGACUCUGAGUACUCUGAGCUCAGUUACCAUGAAGACUCUGAAGUGAGGUGCUCAUGUGGACUUCCUGCUAAAUUGCGAGUGUCUCAAACACCCAGAAAUCCUUUUCGAUUGUUCUAUAACUGCCCCGGGAGCUAUAAUUUUCAAUGUGGAUUUUUCCGUUGGUGGGAUGAGCCAGCUCCGACUGGUGAUAGACAUACAGAUGAACUAAACCUCAUUCGUAAUGAGUGUGCUCGACUACAAGGAAGACUGGAUGAAAUCGAACAGAGACAUGACAAUGAUAGGAGUGUCUGGGAAAGAGAAAAAUCCGAGCUAAUGUUGAAAUUAUCAACUGUGCAAACUGAGCUUGAUGAGAUUAAAGAAAGAAUUAGAACAGUGAACGAGUCGGAUCUUAUGCCCCCGCUUGAUAAUUUAUUAAUAGCAGACGAUGAGGGAGAUGAUGUGAUAGAGAUACACACUAUAUAAGUAGUAGAGUUUAAUGCAGAAUAGAUGCAAAAACCUUUUUUUGCAGUUUCUUUCUCCUCAUUUGAGUUUUUGUUUGCAUCUUGUGGAUGUCUUUUUUGUAAUCAUUACUUCUAAAUCUUAUGCCUUUGUGAAGUGGGGGGUCUCACUAUAUGUAUCGUGUUUUGUGUUUUAGAUUUUGAUAAA